Molecule: messenger RNA, 2988 nt
Organism: Betta splendens (Siamese fighting fish)
Lineage: Eukaryota; Metazoa; Chordata; Actinopteri; Anabantiformes; Osphronemidae
Product: SR-related and CTD-associated factor 4-like
Exons: 18
Coding region: 182-2425 (747 amino acids)
Biological process (GO): negative regulation of termination of RNA polymerase II transcription, poly(A)-coupled
Cellular component (GO): nucleus
Molecular function (GO): RNA binding; RNA polymerase II C-terminal domain phosphoserine binding
Source: RefSeq, a predicted model, not a curated record
GUCGCACAAGAGGCGUAACCGCGAAACGAUAUUAGCAGUCCGAAGGCUUGGCUAGUAAUCAGAAUAAGCUGGGCAUUUAAACUUCGAUAAUUGAACAUUUGUCAGAUACGUUAGUACACAUGUCUGUGACUGGCUGAACUGAGGAAAUACCUUAGUCUGACAAUACAUUUGUCAAAACAUUAUGGAGGCAGUGAACGCAUUCAACAUGGAGUUGUUCUCCAUGAUUGAAAUGAAGCCCCCAAUAUCCCGUGCUAAGAUGAUGUCUGUAACAAAGUCAGCCAUCAAAGCUAUCAAGCUCUACAAACAUGUUGUCCAGAUUGUAGAAAAGUUCAUCAAGAAGUGUAAACCAGAACUCAAAGUCCCUGGCUUGUACGUGGUUGAUUCCAUUGUGCGACAAUCACGCCAUCAGUUUGGUAUUGACAAGGAUGUAUUUGGGCCUCGGUUCUUGAAGAACUUUACAGAUACCUUCCAAAACCUUUACCACUGCCCAGAGGAUGAUAAGAACAAAAUUAUCCGCGUCCUAAACUUGUGGCAGAAGAAUAGUGUGUUUGACAUGGACAUCCUUCAGCCUCUGAUGGAUAUGGCUGAUGGAACUGUUGUACCUGCACCUGUGCUGGAAGUUCCUGUGGACCCUCAACCAGAGAUGCAGCUACCUAUAAGUAGUGCCUCAGUUGGGUCACAGCUUCCCACUUCUGAUGCCUUAGCUGCUGUGGCACAGUUGUUUCAGUCUCCCCAUGGUCAGGAGCUGCAAAGGAUGCUUCAGAAAUUCCAGCAGGCUGAUAAGACUUUGGCAGCCACCACUGCAAACAGCACACCAAACCCACCUCAAAGGCAUUUGGACCAGCUCAACUCAUAUAGUACUUGCCCAGAAAAGAAAAGCUCUUUAGCUGAGAAACUUCUUGAUCGAUUUGACUAUGAUGAUGAACCCGAGGAUGUGAUUAUUAAUGAAGUCAGUGCCCAGUCACAAGGCUUUCCUGAAAAUGUGUUAAACCAGUUUCUGGUUCAGAUGUCCAGAACACAGACUGACCAUCAACAUAUGAUGGGAAAGACUUGUGGCAUAGAGCCUGGAGGAAGAUUAAAUCACAGUGAAAGUCAUAUGAUGGACGGAUACCAUUCCACAAAUGAGGCCUAUUUACAUUCACAGGGGAAUUCAAGGGAAGACUCGACCACAAGACGAGAAAAUAGACACAGAGGCAAUGGCAGGAGAUCAAGAUCUAGAUCUGGUUCCAGGAGAAGAUCACGAUCGUCAUCCCGCUCAAGGUGGUCAAGGCAUCGGCGUUCUCAUUCCCGUUCUAGGGAGCAUCGCUGGAGAUCUCGUUCUGGUUCACAGGACAGAAGUGAAAGGGAGCGGGACAGAGAACGCAGACAGAAAGGUUUUCCAAGCCUGAAAAGCCAAACAUUAAGUGUUUGCAGCACUACACUCUGGGUGGGACAACUAGACAAGAAAACACAGCAGUCUGAUGUGAUGUCCCUUCUGGAAGAGUUUGGCCAGAUUGAGUCCAUCAAUAUGAUACCUCCGCGGGGGUGUGCCUAUAUCGUUAUGGUUCACAGACAAGAUGCCUUUACAGCAUUGAAUAAGCUCAGUAGGGGGUCCUACAAAGUCAAUCAGAAACCAGUGAAGAUUGCCUGGGCUUUGAACAAAGGUAUAAAGUCAAUACAUAAAAAGUUCUGGGAUGUUGAGCGGGGAGUUACCUAUAUUCCCUGGAGCAAGGUCAAAGUUGAAGAGUUAGAGAGCUAUCGGGAGGGCGGUAUGCUGGACCCAGAGACACUAAGUCCUGAGUGGCACAAUGCCACGGACCUUAAGAAGGCAGCUGUUAAUGGAGCGGUGGCAAGUGCACCAGCAGAUGGAGCAGUCAAUAUUCAUAUUCAGGUGCCACCGCUCAGCACUCAACAGGCGCCUCCCAUUGGAAGUCCACCUGCCUUUCCUGGCUCCCUCAUGCUGUCCCCCACAGGCAUGCCUCCAGGAGCAGCUCCUUUCAUCCCUGCAGAGUUUGAUCCCGCUCAGCUGGCAGCAGGAAGUGUCAACGCCCCAGAGGAGGAGUCCAAACGGGACCAAGGCACACCUGUGGAUGUAGGCAGCGACCAACAGCUGGGCUCUCCUGUAGCAUCAGCGAUGCCCCUCCCACGGCCGGCGAUCAUGCAGGGCCCCAGACCGGUGAUGCCGCCUCUCCAGCCUCCUGGCUCGAAUCCUCAUCUACCCUCGUUCCUCCCACCGCCAAACAUGCCUCACAUGCACCCGCAAAUGAUGCCCGGAGGCCCCGUGUUCCCACCAGACAGAUUCAGGAUGCCCAUGCCCUUCCCUGCUCACGGCUCCCCCUUCCAUCCACCCGCUAUGGCACCGGAGGGCAUGGAUGACAUGGAGGAGAGGCAUUUUCUAAAUGGGAGGCCCGGAUUCGGGGCUCCACCCUUCCACAGGAGGUGGUAAAGACUGACUGGUGUUCACAACAAGAAAUAUUUCUGGAGGUGACUGUUUCCCCACAACCAGAAACUUGUUUUUUUUUUCCCAACAAAACCAAGAUCUUCUGGAUUUGGUCUGUGGUUCAGGUUCUCCAGAGAAAAGACUUGUGGCUGUAAAUACUGCGUGUGUGUGCGUGUGUGUGUGAGAGAGACUGUGCCUGUUGGCUAUCUUUUUGUAAAUUUGUAAUUGUGUAGUUUAUGCAUAAAGCUCUAAUCCUGGUUUAAAGAUAACAAGAACUGAACCUGUUUGUAUUUUGGACCCCAUUCUCUCACCAGGCUUUGGUUUAUGACGCCUGUAGAGAUCUAUAAUUCAAACCUUUGUGGUAUUUGGUUUUUAGUUCAAGUAGAUUUCUACCGCAUUGUUUAAUUUUUCACAGGCGAUGUUGGAUUUCAUUGGAAGCUGGAGAUUUCACGUGGUGCCAGUAGAGGGAAGAGUAAACCCUCUUACCACGACCCACCUCUGUUGUACAUUAAGGUCACAUCCUGUAGGAUCAUGUGCAGUGAAUAUUAAAAGGAGACCGUGUCAUUUGA